AUGGGUGCCCCCAAGCAGAACUGGACCUCAGAAAAAGAAGCUGCGCUUAAGGCUGGUGUCAAAAAGCAUGGUGCAGGUAAGUGGCUUACCAUCCUUAAAGAUCCAGAGUUUAGCGGUCUGUCGUAUCUGCGCUCAAAUGUGGACCUCAAGGACAAGUGGAGGAGCAUGAGUGUCAUAGCAAAUGGACGGGGUUCUCGAGAGAAGGCUAGGUUGGCACUUGAAAGAAUGCACCAGAGUUCUAAAGAUGAUGAUAGUUCUAUGGCUCUUGCUCAUUUAGACCAGAGCAAUGAAGAACUUCUCGAUGAGCAGCCUCUUGCAGUUUCUAUGGGUUCCCCUCCACAGAUUGGUGCCUCCAAACUUUAUAAGACUCCUUUCUGUUAA
Molecule: messenger RNA, 381 nt
Organism: Daucus carota subsp. sativus
Lineage: Eukaryota; Viridiplantae; Streptophyta; Magnoliopsida; Apiales; Apiaceae
Product: telomere repeat-binding factor 1
Exons: 1
Coding region: 1-381 (126 amino acids)
Molecular function (GO): double-stranded telomeric DNA binding
Source: RefSeq, a predicted model, not a curated record